Molecule: messenger RNA, 1215 nt
Organism: Vicia villosa (hairy vetch)
Lineage: Eukaryota; Viridiplantae; Streptophyta; Magnoliopsida; Fabales; Fabaceae
Product: GDSL esterase/lipase At5g22810-like
Exons: 5
Coding region: 67-1122 (351 amino acids)
Molecular function (GO): hydrolase activity, acting on ester bonds
Source: RefSeq, a predicted model, not a curated record
CAAAAGGAGGAGAACACUUCUAUCUUUGCAUGAAAAUUAUACUUCUACAAAAGUGGAAUUCAAAAAAUGAAUUAUUUAAGUUCUUUAUUUACUUCACUUGUUCUUUUUAUUGUGUUACUCUAUGUGGUGAAAGGCAAACCACUAGUUCCUGCAUUAUUCAUUUUCGGAGACUCUCUUGUUGAUGUUGGCAAUAACAAUAAUUUACCUACUGCUAUUAAAGCAAACUUCCUUCCAUAUGGAAGGGAUUUUGUAAAUCACUAUCCAAGUGGAAGAUUCUCCAAUGGAAAGCUUACAAUAGAUUUUGCAUCCGAACUCUUUGGAUUUAACUCUUACACCCCAGCUUACCUAAAUUUAAUUACCAAAGGGGACGACAACCUUUUGAAUGGUGCCAACUUUGCCUCUUCUGCUACUGGUUACCACUACUCCACAGUUGCACAAUAUAAUGCCCUUUCAUUAAGCAAACAACUAGAAUUCUACAAGGAUUACCAGAAGGAAUUGGAGAAAAUAGUUGGUCAGUCAAAUGCAUCAUCAAUUAUAUCUGGUUCAGUAUAUUUUGUUGUUGCUGGGAGUGGUGAUUUUGUACAAAAUUAUUUCAUAAGUCCAAUCCUCCGCACUAUUUAUACACCUGAUCAAUUCUCAGACAUUCUUAUACAAUGUUAUUUCAAAUUCAUUCAGAAUUUAUAUGCACUUGGAGCAAGGAAGAUUGGUGUAUCAACUUUACCUCCCGUAGGUUGCGUACCUAUAAUCAUCACUCUUUUUGACUCUCAGAACAACCAAUGUGUUGAAAAAUUAAAUAAUAUUGCCAUUGAGUUUAAUAAAAAACUUAUCUUAACUUCUGAGAAUUUGCUAAAAAAGCUUCCUGGCCUGAGAUUGGUGUUGCUUGAUAUCUACACACCAUUAUAUGAGCUUGUCACAAGACCUUCACAUUAUGGAUUUUUUGAAGCAAGGAGGGCGUGUUGUGGGGCAGGUUGGCUAGAAGUUGGCCCAUUGUGCAAUUCAUUUUCCAUAGGAACUUGUGCUAAUGCAUCAGAAUAUGUAUUUUGGGAUAGUUUUCAUGCCACACAAGCUACAUACAAGUUUUUGAUAGAGAGUUUAAAUUCAAGUAUCACCUCCCUUAUAUAAUAUUUGCUGUAUGAAUUUCUAAAAUUUCUGAUGAGCAUAAAUUGUUGGUUCAGGGUUCCUUCUCGGAUAGCAAUAUUUCUUUCUAUUUUCUCA